AGACGGCGACGGGGGAGGGAGGGCGCGGGUUAAUAUUGUGCAGGGAAAUGAUGAAUGCAAUUUCGAGGAAUUUGAGGGUUACAUUCGGCGAAGGCAGCGUGGAGAGUCUGCGAAUUACAAUGUUGGGUGGAACUGAGAAGGUGGUCAUAUUGGGCGGGGGACGGUGAGCGAUCAGGGCCAAACUGGCUAUGAAUAAUUCCAAGUGGUGAUCAAUAGGAAUUAUGGAAAUCACGCGGCCCGCAGCAGUAAACGAGAAAUUACCAACGCUCACCUCUCGCCCUAACAUCUCACCGCCUGUUUCCCCUCGCCAACAGCGCGAGUGUCUUUCAAUCCACAUCGGCCAGGCUGGCGUCCAGGUUGGCAACGCUUGCUGGGAGUUGUAUUGCCUGGAGCACGGGAUCCAACCGGAUGGACAGAUGCCCAGCGACUCGACCAUCGGAGGCGGGGACGAUUCGUUCAACACCUUCUUCAGCGAGACGGGUGCGGGCAAGCACGUACCAAGGGCCGUGUUCAUCGACCUGGAGCCCACGGUGAUCGAUGAGGUGCGGACCGGCACCUACCGCCAGCUCUUCCACCCCGAGCAGCUCAUCACCGGCAAGGAGGACGCGGCCAAUAACUACGCCCGGGGCCACUGCUCCAUCGGCAAGGAGAUCGUGGACCUGGUCCUGGAUCGCAUCCGGAAGCUGGCCGAUCUCUGCACCGGACUGCAGGGGUUCCUCAUCUUCCACAGUUUCGGUGGCGGCACCGGCUCGGGCUUCACCUCCCUCCUCAUGGAGAGACUCUCCGUCGACUACGGCAAGAAAUCCAAGCUGGAGUUUUCCGUCUACCCGGCGCCGCAGAUCUCCACCGCAGUGGUCGAGCCCUACAACGCGGUGCUGGUCACCCACUGCACCCUGGAGCACUCCGACUGCGCCUUCAUGAUGGACAACGAGGCCAUUUACGACGUGUGUCGGCGGAACCUGGACAUCGAGCGCCCCACCUACACCAACCUCAACCGCCUGAUGGCACAGUUAGUGUCGUCUAUCACCGCCUCGCUGCGCUUCGACGGCGCUCUCAACGUGGACCUGACUGAGUUCCAAACCAAUCUGGUUCCCUACCCGCGCAUCCACUUUCCGCUCAUCACCUACGCUCCCAUUAUUUCUGCAGAGAAGGCUUACCAUGAGGAACUGUCCGUCUCCCAAUUGACCAACGCCUGCUUCGAGCCGGCCAACCAGUUGGUGAAGUGCGACCCUCGCCAGGGGAAGUACAUGGCGUGCUGUAUGCUGUACCGCGGGGACGUGGUGCCCAAGGACGUCAACGCUUCCAUCGCCACCAUCAAGACAAAGCGCUCCAUCCAGUUCGUGGACUGGUGCCCGACCGGGUUCAAGGUGGGUAUCAACUACCAGCCCCCGACGGUGGUGCCGGGAGGCGACCUGGCCAAGGUGCAACGUGCCCUCUGCAUGCUGAGCAACACCACCGCCAUCUCCAUGGCCUGGACCCGCCUCAACCUCAAGUUCGACAAGAUGUACGCCAAGCGGGCCUUUGUCCACUGGUACGUGGGAGAGGGUCUGGAGGAAGGAGAGUUCCAGGACGCGCGGGAGGACAUGGCGUCGCUGGAGAAGGACUACCAGGAGGUGGCCGUGGAUUCCGCCGACCUCGAGAGAAGGGGGGAAGAGGAAGAAUAAAAUGUUUUAAUUUAGUAGUUGAAAGUUUAAUUUAAUACAGAUUUAAGAGAUUAUAUUGAUAGAUAUUAUACUUAUGAUGAUAAAAUUAUUUUAAGGACCGAUUGUUUUGUCGAUUUAUUUGAGAAGUCGGAGAAUGGAAAAUAACAACAUUGUUAGGCAGAACGUGGGAAGAUUAAUUUGGGAGCAGCUGUUCGUAUGUAAGUCCUCAUCCUACCUGUAGCAGUCAUUUAAAGGCGAGGUGAUGGGAAUUCAGUUCUGGCGUGCUCCACAGAACACGAAGGAUGUGGAUGGCGGUUUCCCUGAAGCUUGGAUGGUAAAUUCAGUCAAUAAGAAAAGAGGAAACUACCUCGGCGGCGCAGCGACACAGCUGGUGCUUUACAGCGCCAGAGACACGGGUUCGAUUCUGACUACUGGUUCUUAUCUGCGCGGAGUUUGUAUGUUCUCCCUGUCAUCGCGUCGGAUUUCCCAGCGUGCUCCGGCUUCCUCACGCACUCCAAAGUCUUAAAGGUUCGCAGAUUAAUUUUGCAUCUGCAAAUUGUCCCUAGUUUGUCGGAUAAUUUUGUGGUAGGGGAAUUGCUGGUCGCCGCACGCUCGGCCAGACGACGGGACUCUUUUCGCGCUGUAUCUCUGAAAAACAAAAAACACUUGAAGGAAACUGAUGAGUCUGAAGUAGGGCCUCGAAUCGAAACGUCACCUAUUCCUUUUCUCCAGAAAUGCUUCCUGACCGCGGCUAUUGCAGCAUUUUGUGUCUAUCUUCGGCGGUAAACCAGCAUCUGUAGUUCAUUCCCACACACAAUGAAAUACAAGUAAGUUUUAGGAUGUUGAGAUGGGACAGAGUCCCGAUGGAAUAUACAAAACGGAGCAAAGCACUUAGGUAAAUCAUCGGGAAGGUCAAAUGUCUUUGGCCACUGGGAAUAUGAAACAUCUCAUGGGGUUUCAACUAUAUAUGGAUUUUACGAGGGGAGACGGGGAGAGGGUAGGACCAUUAAUAGGUGAUGGAAUUUAAUACUGAGAAGUGUGAGGUGUUGCAUUUUGGGACGUCGAACAAGGGAAAGAGCUACACAGUAAAUGGCAAUGCUCUGAGGAAUAUUGUGGGGCAGAGGGUUCUAGGCGUGCAGGUGCACGGUUCCUUAAAGGUGGAGUUUUAGUUAGAUAAGGUAGUCAAACAGGCUAAUGGCACAUUGACCUUUAUCAGUCAGUGAGUAUAUGGAAGUUGGGAGGUCAUGUUGCAGUUGCAUAAGUCGUUGGUGGGACCGCAUUUAGAAUAUUGUGCCCUAUUUUUGGGCACCAUGUUAUAGGAAAGAUAUGUUCAAGCUUGAAAGGGUUCAGAAACGAUUCACGAGGAUGUUGCCAGGACUAGAAGGUGUGAGCUAUAAGAGAGGUUGGGUGGGUUGGGUCUCUAUUCCUUGGGGCGCAGGAAGAUGAGAGGUGAUCUUACAGAGGUGUACAAACUAAUGUGAGGAAUAGAUCGGGUAGAUGCACAAUCUCUUGUCCAGAGCAGGCUAAAUCGAGAACCAGACCACACGGGUUCAAGGUGAACGGGAAAAUAUUUAAUAGGAAUCCGAGGGGCAACGCUUGCUGGGAGCUGUACUGCCUGGAGCACGGGAUCUUGCCGAAUGGACAGAUGCCCAGCGACAAGACCAU
Molecule: messenger RNA, 3308 nt
Organism: Leucoraja erinaceus (little skate)
Lineage: Eukaryota; Metazoa; Chordata; Chondrichthyes; Rajiformes; Rajidae
Product: tubulin alpha chain-like
Exons: 4
Coding region: 222-1664 (480 amino acids)
Biological process (GO): mitotic cell cycle; microtubule cytoskeleton organization
Cellular component (GO): cytoplasm; microtubule
Molecular function (GO): GTP binding; structural constituent of cytoskeleton
Source: RefSeq, a predicted model, not a curated record